Molecule: messenger RNA, 3816 nt
Organism: Cyphellophora attinorum
Lineage: Eukaryota; Fungi; Ascomycota; Eurotiomycetes; Chaetothyriales; Cyphellophoraceae
Product: Kinesin-like protein BC2
Exons: 2
Coding region: 1-3816 (1271 amino acids)
Biological process (GO): mitotic spindle organization; microtubule-based movement
Molecular function (GO): ATP binding; microtubule motor activity; microtubule binding
Source: RefSeq, a predicted model, not a curated record
AUGUCUGACGAAGACGGAAAGACCUCUGUCAAAGUCGUGGUGCGAGUUAGACCUCCACUUGGUCCCUCGGAUCCUGGCUUCGACCUCAUCCCCCAGCGAUUCCAGCGUUCGAUGGUACAAGUGACCGCUCCGACAAGUUUAGGUGUCGAUUCUCCUCAGGGCCGCAAGCUCUUCAUAUUCGAUCGCGUCUUUGGCGAAGAAACGACACAGAAAGGAGUCUGGGACUAUUUACAGGAUAGCGUCGAGUCGUUCCUUCAAGGCUACAAUGUCUCCAUACUCGCAUAUGGCCAAUCCGGCUCGGGCAAAAGUCAUACUAUGGGCACAUCCGGCCCUCAGGAGCAACGCGAUCCCAGCAGAACCGGUGUCAUCCCUCGAGCGGCGCAGCUCAUGUUUGAGAACCUCGGUGGAAGCCGGCCACCGCACAGCAGACAAAACUCCGGACUGACGGGCAUCAGAGCCCCGAAUCGGUACUCUGUCAGCAGCAUGAAUCAAGUGCUGGCGCCCAAGAAGGCUGAAGCAGACCAGGAUUGGGAAAUGACCGUGACAUAUGUCGAAAUCUACAACGAACAGCCGCGCGAUCUUCUUCUGCCAGAAGCCACACCUCUCUAUGAGCGACCAAAUGUACAGAUCAGGGAAGAUCCACGAGGCCGCAUAUUUGUCGAAGGGCUGAAGUCAGUCAAAGUCAGCACUAUCGACGAGCUCAUGGGUGUAUUGAACCAUGGAUCGACCAUCCGACAGACCGAUGCCACAGCGAUCAAUGCUCGAUCUUCGCGCUCCCACGCUGUAUUCACCAUCAACCUGCGCCGGAGCAAGCCUAGUGGUCCAACACCGUUGAAAGACAAACGCAUGUCGAUGCCCGUCGAUGCAAUCGCCUCGGCCGAAGCAGCAAUGAUGACCGUGGAAAGCAAGCUACAUUUUGUAGAUCUGGCGGGCAGUGAACGUCUCAAAAACACCCAAGCGACGGGAGACCGCGCAAAGGAAGGCAUCUCUAUCAAUGCUGGACUGGCCAGUCUUGGAAAGGUCAUCUCGCAACUGUCGUCGAGACCUUCUGGAACUCAUGUGUCGUACAGAGAUUCGAAGCUCACCCGUAUGCUCCAAGAUUCACUCGGUGGCAAUGCAAUCACCUACAUGAUUGCUUGCGUCACGCCGGCCGAGUUUCAUCUCAGCGAGACUCUCAACACGGUUCAAUAUGCGCAAAGAGCACGAAAUAUUCAGUCAAAGCCAAAGAUCCAGCAGAUCAACGACGACGCUGACAAGCAAGCAGUCAUCGAUCGUCUACGAACUGAAGUCGCUUUCUUGCGACAGCAGAUUCGGAGUGCAGAAGGUGGUGAACGGCGCCCAGCUGCGCUAGAACGUUCGGAUCGUCCUAACGAGCGCGAAGCUGAUCUGCAGAAUCAACUGCUUGAUGUACAGGAGAGCUACACUACACUUAGCCAACGACAUGCUAAAUUGGUCUCCGAACUAGCCAAGAACGGCGAAGACCCCGCUGAGAUCAAUGCGGCCGUGGGCGAAAGUGCAGUGUCUCGGUUGAAGCGAUCGCAGGCACAACAGCAACAGAUCGAACAAAUGGUCCUGGAGUACGAGAAGACAAUCCAAACUCUGGAAGCAAACUUGUCGAAUACCCGCUCACAUUUGUCAUCAACGGAGAGCAGUCUCCUCGAACGAGAAACCAAAUGUGCCUACAUCGAGACCGUCAAUCAGCAACUCAAUACUCGUGUUCAAAAGCUGAUGGAUCGAGAAGGUAACAUGGAUCAAUAUGUCCACGAUCUGGAAGCACGCUUGGCAGACACCAGUUCCGGCAACGAGAGAAAUGACGCCAUCCUCGCUGAUCUUCGUAAAGAAAUGGCUCGAGUCCGAGAAAGCGAAGCCAAUGGAGAAGACUACAUUUGCACCCUGGAGGAGCGCCUCGCGGAGGCUGAUCAGGAUAUGGAGAUCAUGCAACGAGAAGUCGAGCGAUUGGAGCAGCUCGUUGAGCGCCAGCGAAGUCUUGGUAAACUCGACAACCUGAUCUACGAGCUUGAUCACAUCCAGCGCAAGGACGGCAGCCCAUCUGGAGCAAAGAGUGGCGCUGUGAAAGUCAAUGGUACUGCCCAGCGGAUCGAUGAAGUGGCCGCUGAAGUCCAGCUACCGGCCGAUGGCGACGAUGACCUGCAGGAAAAUGACGAGUCUGAGCUUCCUGACGAUGGAGAAGCAGACGAACCAUCGAGGCGUCAGUCAGAUAUUGAAGGGCUGAAGCAGCUCGAGAAGACGGAAAGAUUGUCACCCCCGCGUUCACGUCAGGCCGACCAGCCAUUGUCAAGUCCUGCUCAGGAGAAAUUCGUUGCCGACAAGUUCGAAUCGUUGAGCCACGAGCUCUUCGACCUGCGAAUCGAGCACGAGACCACCGUAAAUCAGCUGGAGCUAAUGUCCGCGAAGUACCAAGAAGCACUGCGGGCGCUUGCUGAGAUGCAACAAGAUCGGAUGGACGAAGCGCGGCAUCCAGAAAAGGCUAUUGAUCACAGUCCGAUGCCCGACACCCAUCCCGAGACUUUUUUAGAGGACGCGAGAACGCAGGAGAACUCGCACGAAGAACACUUGUCAUCCUCGCGUUCGCUAUCCUCGGAAUUGUCCUUGGCUGGGGAGUCACAGUCGUCGACAGAUACAGACAUCACGCCAAUCUCCAAGCAGCAGAUCUCUGGCGAGGUCGCCGCGCGUGAGAUCGAGCGGCUCCAGACCCUUCUCGUGGAACACGAGCGUGAGAGGGAUGCUGUUGCCGAGCAAUACAAUUUGCUUGCUACCGAGCACAAGGACACCUUGUCAACCGUCGAGAAGCUGAAGCACCAGGUGAACAACGUCAUUCGACCGGUCUCGCCUAGUCCCAAUAGCAUGGCGCCUGGCAUGCUCAGACGGAUGACUUCGCAGGCCAAUACCUCGGUUGAUCGUGGUCAGCGAUCAAUUGUUGCGCUGCGGACUACUCUUGCUGAAGAGUUCGACGGCAAGCCUGAUCAAUUGGAGUCUCUCGAGGUCCACCUGUCAGCCGCAACCCAUGAACUGCAAGCGCGUAAGGAUCGCAUUGAUGCGGUAGAGGCCGAGCUCAAGACCGCAAAGAAAGAGAUGGAGAUGAAGAGCACAAUCAUCUCUGGCCUGACUCGUGAGCGCAAUAGCAUGAAAGCUGGAUCUCCUGUGGAUCUCUCAAUGGUGUCUCAGAUGCGAGACCAACUGAUCCAGAAGGAGACCGAGCUGAAAUCGCUGCAUGAGAGCUAUUACAGACGCGAGCAGGAACUCCAGAGCGAAAUUACACACCUUAGCAGUGAUCGUUCUCGACAGCCAUCACCUUCGAAGCAGGAGGUGUCGCCAGAGACGCAAGAGCGGAUCCAGAACCUCGAGAGUCAGCUCAAGGAGCUCACCGACAAGCACGACUCGGCGAGACAGCUUGCUGAUGAGUCCACUCGCCAACUUGCGGUCACGAAAUCGGAGUUGAGUACGGCGUUGUCUAACGUCGAGUCCAUCAAGGCUUCGCAGCGAUCGGCGGAUGGUUCUUCUCCGGAACCCGAUGUCGCUGCUGCUGCUUUCAAGCAAGAGCGCCAAAACUACGAGCGGCUCAUCGAUGAGCUCAAGAGCUCACUUGAUACCCAGCAAAAGCUUAGUGAUACACAGAAAGAGAAGAUUGUUGAGUUGGUCGAGCUCCACGGUCAGGUUUCGAAGGAUGCAACUGCUCUUGGGCACCAGCUCAGAGCCCGGGAGCAGCUAGUCGCGGCUACCAAAUUGCGCAUCGAAGGUCUCGACAAGGAGCUCAAGGAAGCCAAGACGCUGUCGAGUUUCACAAGCACGGAUUGA